This is a messenger RNA of Apus apus (common swift), 1837 nucleotides long. RefSeq names its product kinesin family member 12 (gene KIF12). Lineage: Eukaryota; Metazoa; Chordata; Aves; Apodiformes; Apodidae. Gene Ontology annotation, biological process: microtubule-based movement. The record is from RefSeq and is a predicted model, not a curated record. The coding region runs from base 58 to 1794 and encodes 578 amino acids. Gene Ontology annotation, molecular function: microtubule binding; ATP binding; microtubule motor activity. The transcript has 12 exons.
UUCUCCUGCACCGUCUUUGCCUUCGGGCAGACCGGCUCGGGAAAGACCUACACCCUGAUGGGACCCCUCGCCCAGAGCCAGACCCGUCCGGCGGCCCCGGGGCUGCUGGGGCUGAUGCAGAGAUCCUUCUCCUGCCUCCUGGAGCAGAGCCGGAGCCGUGGCUCUGACCUGGUGCUCAGUGCCUCCUACCUGGAGAUCCACAAUGAGCAGGUCCGGGACCUGCUGAGCCCGGGGCCACCAUGUGCCCUGCCCCUGCGGUGGAGCAAGACCCGUGGCUUCUAUGUAGAGAACCAGCUCAGUGUGGACUUCGAGAGCCUGGAGGCCAUCACUGACCUGCUCCUGCAAGGAUCCCAGAGGCGACGGACCUCAGCCCAUGCCCUCAACAAGCACUCGAGCCGCAGCCACGCUCUCCUGACCAUCCACAUCCGCAGCCGGGCUCCCAGCACCUGCCCCAGCAAGCAGGGCACACUGUGCUUCGUGGACCUGGCUGGCAGCGAGCGAGUGAAGGAGACCGGCUCCAGUGGGGAGCUCUCUGUGGAGGCCAACAACAUCAACCGCAGCCUCCUGGCACUGGGACACUGCAUCUCUCUGUUGGCCAAACCCCAAGGGAAGCGGAUGCACAUUCCCUACCGGGACAGCAAACUGACCCGGCUGCUGGCCCGUUCUCUGGGUGGCUCGGGAGUCACCCUGAUGGUCGCCUGCAUCUCCCCAUCCUCACACUGCCUCUCGGAGACGCUGAGCACGCUGCACUAUGCCAGCCGAGCCCGAAGGGUCACCACCAGGCCCCUGGUCAACCGGGUGUCCCGGGAGAAGCUGCUGCAAACCUUGGAGCAAGAAAUCCAUGCCCUGCAGCUGGAAAACCUCUCCCUGCGCCAGCAGCUGUGCCUGCCCAGGGUGCCAACAAGGAGUACAGAGGUCCCAGGGACCCCCCCAAAGGUGGGGGCAUGGCCGGGCUGGGGAGGCAGGUACGGCCCUGCAGGGCAGCUCCCAGUGGAGGGAGCCCCAGCCUGGCCCAGCCUCUACGGGCUCCUGCGGGACUUUGUGGUGGAGAAUGAGCAGAUGAGGCAGCCCCGGUUGUCCCCAGACCCCAGUGGUGACAUCCCAGCUGGCCCAUCCUGCAGAGCCACCUGCAGCUCCUGUGACAGCCAGACCCUGCUCCAGAAUGCCCGCACCCCUCGUGUGCCCCCUGGACACCCUGCGAGGCUGCAGCAGCCUGACAUGACACUCUCCUCCAGCCCCCGGCUGCCAGUGAGCAUGGGGGAUCUCGGGCUCCACAGGCAUCCCCAUGUGGGGGUGAGGAUGCACAAGCCACCCACCCUCUGCCACCCCCUCUUGCAGAAGCUGCCUCUCACCUCCAGCCAGCCCGGCUGCCCAGGGUGCACCCAGGGCUGCCCCAAGCUGGCUGACGCCAUCAUGUCCCAGGUUCUUCCAGGGCCCCCUGCACCACAACCCGUCCCUCCAGAGGGAAAUGCCACCGUCCUGCUGCCCAGCCAGGACAUGGUUCUAUCCGGCUCCAAUCAGCUCCCCAGGCACCCUCAGCCCCACCAGGGAAAGCGGAGCUGGGGCAGGGGCUUGUCUCAGUGGCACCCGCUCCCCCGGGAGCUGCCAGGUCCCGAGCACUGUUUCAGCCCCGAGGGAAGGGUCAUCCCUUCAGCACCACCGUGGCCAGGACUGCCAGAGCCCCGAGUGGGAAGAGGUGCCAGACUGGCUGGCAGAGCAGAUCUGAGCAGCCACAGCCACACCGUGGAUGGGGCCAGGAGCAGCAGAGACCUGGCACAGCCCACGCACAGUUAAUACACCUGGAGGGACAAACAGAGCCCUUGGGGACAUGGGGAUC